AUGCCCCUCGGUCUCUUGGCAGCUCAGAGGAGCGCAGCAGGCCGCAUCGCCUCGACGUCGCUCCGAGCCGCCGCACACCCUGCCAUUUCCACCAGGGGAUUCGCUAGCGCCUCCAACGUACUGCGAACCCUUCCGGGUGCAGCUUCCUCCGCCCACAGGACAUCGCUCAGCCUCAAUGACAAGGACCUCAAGACGCUAGCAGCAGCUCAGAGGGCUAGCUCGUCUAGCGCAUUCGCAAAGGAGAAUGCUUCCGACAGGGACACCAUCACUCGACUUCUGUACUCCCUAGCUUCCAGGAAGGAGGUAGAGCGAUACCUGCGCAUCUUCUCUGCCGCCAACAAGUUCGCAGUCCUCAAGGUCGGAGGUGCCAUCCUCACCAACGAGCUUGAUGAGCUGGCCCUCAGCUUGAGCUUCUUGCACAGAGUAGGCCUGUACCCCAUCGUCCUGCACGGCGCCGGACCUCAGCUGAACGAAAUUCUGGAGAAGGAGGGCGUGGUACCAGACUACAUCGAUGGCAUUCGAAUUACUGACGCCAAGACGCUCAGGGUAGCUCGACAGGUCUUCCUGGAGGAGAAUCAGCGCCUAGUGGAGAAGCUCGAGUCACUUGGAUCCCGCGCACGUCCCAUCCCUCUUGGUACAUUUACCGCUAGCUACCUCGACAAGGAAAAGUACGGUCUCGUUGGAAAGAUCGAGAGAGUGGACAAAGAGCCCAUCGAGAGCGCCAUCCGAAACGGCUGCCUUCCCAUCCUGACUUCCAUGGCCGAGACUGAGGAUGGACAGAUCUUGAAUGUCAAUGCAGAUGUCGCCGCCAGUGAGCUCGCAAAGGUCCUUGAGCCCCUCAAAAUCGUCUACCUGAACGAAAAGGGCGGUCUCUACCACGGCAAGACUGGCGAGCUCAUCGAAAACAUUAAUCUUGACGAGGAGUACGAGGAUCUGAUGAAGCAGGAGUGGGUCAAGUUCGGAACCAAGCUGAAGCUCCGAGAGAUGAAGGAGCUCCUCGACCAUCUCCCUCGCUCGUCUUCAGUAGCAAUCAUUUCGACGGAUCAGCUCCAGAAGGAGCUCUUCACCGACUCUGGAGCUGGUACCUUGCUUCGCCGAGGCUACAAGCUCUUCCGUCACGACAACAUCGAGGCUGCUGGAGCUGAGCGACUCCGCUCUCUGCUUCGAGACAAUGACGAGGAGAUCAUGGACGGCCGCAAGAGCGUUGCACAGUUCUUUUCUGAGCUUUCGAAGCACCCUUACACCAUCUACGGUGAUGAGCCAAACGAUGUCGUCGCUUUCGUCUCGAGGCCGCAGGGCGAGGUCCCCAUCUUGACCAAACUCGUGGCUACCCGCAAUGGCGUCCUGAAUGGCGUGACUGACAACGUCUUCUCUCUUAUCAAGAAGGAUCACAAGCGCUUGGUGUGGACUGGAAGGGCAGAUGACGAAAACCGAGCCUGGCAUUACGAGCGGGCUGACGGCAGCUUCUCGAGGAAUGGACGAAGCCUGUUCUACUACGGCAUCAGCGACGUUGGCGAGGUCGAGCGUGUCCUGCGCUCAAUUGAGGACAAGGGUCGCGUGGAGCGUGCCUAUCUGCCUCUGCACGCCAGGGCAACAACUCGAGGCUUCCACACUUCCGCCCGAGCACAGCGCCCAUCUCUACAGAGCAGCAGCAGCAGCGCAUCCUCAGCCACUCGUGGCUAUGCUACGGCAGUUGAGCGGAGUGGACCUCUGCCUGCUACCAAUGCCGAGCCCAAGAGGGUCGCACUCAUUGGCGCACGAGGAUACACUGGACAAGCGCUGGUGUCCAUUCUCAACCAGCACCCUCACCUCUCAUUGUCCCACGUCUCUUCUCGAGAGCUAGCAGGUCGACCUCUAGCUGGGUACAUCAAGUCCGAAGUGCUCUACUCCAACAUCGGCGUUGAUGACCUACGCAAGCUCGAGGAGGGCCGAGGUGAUUCCGCACCCCCCGAUGCGUAUAUCAUGGCUCUACCCAACGGCGUCUGCAAGCCUUUUGUCGAGGCUGUGCAACAAGGCGGCAAGGGCAAGCAUGGAGGACACGGCCGCAUCGUCGACCUGAGCGCCGACUACCGUUUCGAGGAUGACUGGACCUACGGACUGCCAGAAUUGUACUCGCGCCAAGCUAUCCGUGACUCGCGCUUAAUUUCCAACCCAGGCUGCUACGCCACCAACACUCAAGCCCUUCUCGCUCCUCUCCUCCCCUAUCUCGAUCUUCAAAACCCUCCAACGGUAUUUGGUGUAUCCGGGUACUCGGGUGCGGGGACCAAGACGGGUCAGACAAAAGAUGGACAGCCAGUAACGCUUCCCAAGAUUAGUGCCGAGGAUCUCCAGGGAGGACUGAGGCCUUAUUCCCUCACGGACCAUAUUCAUGAGAGGGAAGCUUCACGUCAUCUUAGUCGAUUGGGAGGAUUUGAAAGCAGUGCCAAUGCAGAUCCAGCACUAAAGGUCGCUUUCGUUCCAACUGUAGGACCUUGGUUUCAGGGAAUCCUCUCUACCGUCUCUGCUCCUCUGAAGCAGAAGCUUACGGCCAAGGAGGUGCGCAAGCUCUACGAAGACUUCUAUGCGGGAAAUGAGCUAGUGACCCUUUCGCCUACGGUGCCAGAGGUCAAGGAUAUCCAGCUCAAGCAUGGAAUUAGACUUGGGGGUUGGCAGGUCCAUUCGGAUGGGAAGAGAGUAGUGGUGGUGAGCACAAUUGAUAAUCUGCUCAAGGGAGCAGCAACGCAGUGUAUUCAGAAUUUGAACAUUGCGCUGGGAUAUGAGGAGUUGGCGGGAAUUCCUACUAAUUGA
Molecule: messenger RNA, 2787 nt
Organism: Microstroma glucosiphilum
Lineage: Eukaryota; Fungi; Basidiomycota; Exobasidiomycetes; Microstromatales; Microstromataceae
Product: putative ARG6-n-acetyl-gamma-glutamyl-phosphate reductase
Exons: 5
Coding region: 1-2787 (928 amino acids)
Biological process (GO): L-arginine biosynthetic process
Cellular component (GO): mitochondrial matrix; mitochondrion; cytoplasm
Molecular function (GO): N-acetyl-gamma-glutamyl-phosphate reductase (NADP+) activity; NAD binding; NADP+ binding
Source: RefSeq, a predicted model, not a curated record